AUGGACAGCUUUGCCGCCAAGGUCCUCAAGCGCCAGUAUGUGUCAUCCGUGGAGAGGCAAUGGUAUCAAGAAAUCGUCCGCAUGGCAGGCGCCAAGCGGUAUGCCCAACGAGUCUCCCUUCGUGAUGGUCUUGCCGUUUCCGACGCUCAAGGUCAGCAUUGUACGUCUAACCUCCAUGACUCCAGUUACAGCAAGCUUCUCCAAGCCUUCCGCGACGCUGUUUGCUUGCUUGCAGAUGUUGACAGCUCUCCACCCAGUACUUGUGUCAAAACUGUCGUCGUCUCGAAAGAUGCGUAUCACAUGAUCGACAAGGGGCUUUGCCGGUGCUUGUCUUGGGCCAGCCAUGCCCGGUUUCAGUGCAACAACCUCGUCCGAAGCCCAGAGCCGUGCCAAGAGUCUAGGCAGUAUCAGAGUUACGAGAGGUUUCAGUCGCCUUCCUUUGGAGGCUUCAACCCAGCCUUCGGCCCUCCUGGCUUUCCAGGCCUGGCUGGGUCCAUGGAGCCCUUGCCGGCGCUGGGGGCGCCGAUGCAGCCGAUGCGGAUGCCCGGCGCUUCGUCGAAUCUGCAAGGCCUCGGCCUUGAGCUCGAACCACGGAGACGAGGGACCCUGCCCGAGCUGUCGGCAUUUGAGGACAGCGACUCCCAAGAGGCAGGAAAGACAGUCGAGAAGGCUGAAGAUGAGGCAACGGAUGCUGUGCAAGAAGCCGUGAAGAAAGACUUGGACAAGGCGGAAGAUGAGACGGAUAAGAUGCUGGACAAAGAUCCAGACAACACCAGGGUGCCGCAGGAUACCGCCGAUGCGGUGCAAAUGUAUGCUCAAAAGAGGAUAGUUCCCACCUUCACUGGUGGCCUGACGAUGCGAAAAAUCAACGACCUCAUCAGCGAAUCCAGGCAGCUGCUGCACAAGGUCCAUGGCAAGCUGAAUGCCAUGAAGGUCAAGCCACCGGACACUGGAUCUGCUGCGGCUGCCGAAGGCGCCAGUGCAAAGCAGGCUCAGAAGCAACAGAGCAGUGCGCUGCAAUUGAUGGCCAUUCCUCCUGCCCGCGGUUGGCGGCUAAGCGUUCGACGUCUGACUACGUACGGAGGUGCUUCGCGCUGGCUGAAAUUCCAGAAGCGGCCCAGUGCAGCUGCGGAUCUGCAGGGAGCUGGCAGCUCGCAGCAGCAGCUGUUUCUGGCAUGGAUGCAGUCCAUGGGCCGGCGUCAGGAAAGCAUCUUCCAAGAUGCUGCUUCUAAGCCACCUCCCCCUCACAGAAGUGGAGAUGCAGAUGAGCUGAGUGAUUCAGAGGACUUGGAUUCGCUCUCAGAGGAUUCUGACUCGGAGGAUGAGGAGGAGCCGGAGCCGCGGCAGGAAGGUACAUCACGACCCUCGAGGCGCUCCGAGCAUGUGCACAAGCCCAAGGAUGGACAUGAUUCCGAGACCGAUGCAGCGGACACGCCUAAGAUGGAGCUCCAAUCACAUCGUGGUGAUCGGCUGGGCCGCGAGGAGCGGGCGAUGCACCGGCGAGGCCUCGGCUCCAAAGACGAGAUCCUGGGCUACGCGCGGCAAGUUGCUGACGAGAUGGGACAAUCCGACGGCGUUUCUGUGUCUGACAUCAUGAUGUUCGCGAAGCGGGUUGCCGCUCAUCCAUCCGAGAGCGGUGUCGUCACCGAAAGCUUUGGAGUCGACGGCUUCAGCAACGACAUGUUCAGUGACAACUCGCUUGGUGGCUCUGCGCUGCUGCGAUUCGCGCGGGGAGUGGCGCAGCGCGGGGACCUGUCCUCCGCUGGCGGAACCUCUGCCGUGGAAGGUGACGUGCUGGCCUUCGCACGCAAGGUAGCCCAGCAAGCGUCCGAGAGUGGCAUAGGGACCGGCAUCACGGAGGGCACGGAUAUCAUGGCCUUCGCGAGAAAGGCAGCCCGAGCAGUCUCACAGUCCGGCAUCAGUCAAGGUGCAAGCGAGUCUGACGUGCUGGCUUUCGCCCGUAAGGCCGCAAGGGAGAUCUCGCAGUCUGGCGUCAACGCAAACGACUCUGACAUCCUCACCUUUGCCCGAAAGGCUGCCGAUGAUGUCUCCAAGUCGGGUGUCGUCAGCGAAACCAGCGUUCUUGCUUUCGCCCGGCAGGUGGCUAGUGGGAUGCACAGCGAGGUGACUGAGACCAGUGCAGCAACAUCAAGGUCCGACUUCCUGGCCUUUGCUCGCCGGGCAGCACAGGAUGUCUCGAAGUCUGGAGUGGCCAGCAGCGUCGCCUCAGGCGCAGAGUCGGACAUCUAUGCCUUCGCUCAGCAGGUUGCCGGGGACGUUUCUCGGAGUGGUGUCCACGGAGCAUCAGAAGCUGCUGGCAGCGUGCGCGAGUCGGACAUCUUCGCAAUCGCGCAGAGACACACUGGGCUUCCUGAGUCCAAGACGCCUGCAAAUCCUGCAUCGAGCGUCGCAAGCGGGUCGGACAUUAUGCAGUUUGCACAGAAGGUUGCGCAAGACGUCUCGGAAGCGGGCUACAGUCGUGCCUCCGAGGCUUCUGAUUCGCGGCUGCUGGAGUCCCGCAGUGGAGCAGAGUCCACUUCAGACGUUCUGGCCUUCGCCCGUAGUGCUGCGCAGGCUGUGGGAUCAUCCACAGUUCCAAGCGAAGACCUCUUCGUUCCGGCCCGGCGUGUGCUCAGAGAAGGCUCCUCGGUUUCGGGCAGCGAGCCGGAGGUUCAGUCGCUUCAUUGGCCGAGUCAUGCGUAUAGCACGGAACCACCAUCAAAAGACUUUGGGAUCCCGGUUCGGUAA
Messenger RNA from Symbiodinium necroappetens, 2748 nucleotides. NCBI's taxonomy places the organism in Eukaryota, Dinophyceae, Suessiales, Symbiodiniaceae. The record is from the annotation of a GenBank genome assembly.